Laetiporus sulphureus 93-53 is the source of this 987-nucleotide messenger RNA. RefSeq lists its product as uncharacterized. The transcript has 2 exons. The record is from RefSeq and is a predicted model, not a curated record. NCBI's taxonomy places the organism in Eukaryota, Fungi, Basidiomycota, Agaricomycetes, Polyporales, Laetiporaceae. The coding region runs from base 1 to 987 and encodes 328 amino acids.
AUGGUCCAUCGCCGUCGGCGGCGCCAUCCUCCUCUCGCCCAAGCACCUCGAGCUCAUCACCUUCUCCCUUGGCUACCUCGCCUCCGAGCGCGGCCCACGGCGCUUCUCGCACUGGGCGGACACCGCGAUGCCGCACAUCGUCAUCUUCCUCGCCCGGUUGCCGUGCUCAUGUCAUGGAACUUGUCGAUUGGGGCCCUCAUCACGGCGGCGAUUCUCGCUGGGAUCAUCUACGCGUGGCAUGACUUCCGCGUUGACCUCGGUGUGCCCUUCAGAGAGGACGAUCGACAGAGCAUCUAUCUGGCGGUGACAAAGAUGUAUCUGCGGGAGGGAUUUACGAUGCGUAUUCCGAUGCAGAGCGACCAUGGACAGGCUGAAGGCCAGAACAGCACAUACAGCAUCGCGUUAUUUGGAUCAUCGUACUCCUUCCCUGGUCCUUAUCAUCCCGAUUAUCUCGCGCAGACAAACAGUGUGCCGGCGGAUGCGCUCCCAUUCUCCGGCGAUUACUCGGACAUGGACAACACGAUCACUGAGACGAGGAUGUUUCAGCGGCGCCGCAUGAGCAGCGACUCGGCAUCGGAGCCCCCGUGCUCCGCGACAUCUUUCGUCUCGUAUGUGGGCUCGUACACAUUGCCGACAUCAUCGAGCUCGCAAGUCGCAGCGCUCGUCGCUCGACUUCGCGUACGACCUGAACAGUUCAUACAACAUGCUUCGUGGCAACAACAGCAGUUCGCUGUGGUGCCCGCCGAGGCUGCCCCCAGACAAGUGCACAAACUCUCCAUCUUAUGUUCAUCCGCCGCCGAUGCUGCCGUCGGACAACUCUCCGAACAUGUUCCUUCACGACAAGAGCCUCCAGCACGACGAUGCCCACCUGCACCCGCCAACGCUGCUUCCAGACGACUGGUCAUCGAUCAGCGGCCUGCAGCUUCACCCGCAAAUGCUUCUAGACGCACACGGACGUUGUGCCUUCUCAUGCAUCCUCAUCGUUGA